AUUCUUUUAUUGAUAAUGAUGACGAUGGAAAAGUAGGCGAUUCAGGUCAAUCAAUUAUCAAAUCUUUCAUUACACUAAUCAUAAGACGAAAUCCAAAAAAAUUUGUCAUUAAUGUCAUUUUCACCGGAGUGCAAUGAUUCACCGUUAAGUGUAAAUAAUUUGACUAGUAGUACCUGUUCAAAAGCGUUAUCAUCAUCAGCACUUAAUCAAUUACCAACUGGCUCAAAGCCGAUCCCACAUGCAUUUCUAAAAGAGAUCAUGGUUGAAUUAAAUGAAGAUUUUUGGAAAUUUCAACUAUUCGACAUUAUCUUGGAGAGAGGUUCAGACGGUUUUGGUAUUUUCAUCGUUAAUUUGAGUCCAAACAAUGAACCUGGUGUGUUCGUUAGCGAAAUCCGUCCAAACAGCCCAGCAUCACAACAAGGAGUUCUUAGACCUCAUGAUCGUAUACUAGCUAUUGAUGGUCAACUUCAAUGUGAUUAUGAAAGUACACUGGAAUUGUUGCAAAAAUCAAGAAAAUCUGUACGUCUAACCAUCGGUAGACAAAUACCUUAUCACAGUGACUCACGACAAAUUCAACAAAUUGGACAUGUAACUACAACAGUGGAUAAUCCAGACAAUGAUAUGAAACAUAAAUUACCCAUUAUACCUGGGAUUCCUGCUACAGUUACUCUGUACAAGACUGACGGAGGUCUUGGAUUCUCCAUUGUCGGUGGAAGUGAUACAGUUUUGAGUAAUAUUUUGGUCCAUGAAGUACACUCAACUCAAAUGUUUUCAGUUUGA
Messenger RNA from Schistosoma rodhaini, 780 nucleotides. NCBI's taxonomy places the organism in Eukaryota, Metazoa, Platyhelminthes, Trematoda, Strigeidida, Schistosomatidae. The record is from the annotation of a GenBank genome assembly.